This is a messenger RNA of Cutaneotrichosporon oleaginosum, 3730 nucleotides long. RefSeq lists its product as uncharacterized. Gene Ontology annotation, biological process: phosphorelay signal transduction system. The record is from RefSeq and is a predicted model, not a curated record. NCBI's taxonomy places the organism in Eukaryota, Fungi, Basidiomycota, Tremellomycetes, Trichosporonales, Trichosporonaceae.
CUCCCACUUACUCCUCCCGCUCGUCCUCCCGUUCAUCCUCUUCCAAUCCCCUUCAGCCCCGCCCUCCCCCUCCCCCGUCCCCUCCCUCUACGCGCUCAACCCGGAGUCCUGGUGACCCGAGGAGACGCGACAUGUCUACCUCAACCCCGCCCCUCACAGUCGACACCAAUGUGUCUCGCCAUCCCUCCCAUCCCUCAGCCAUAAUCCAAGUCCCAACAUCCUGGGACUCGUCCGACUCGCAGUCAUGUCCCUCCAUGGAACUGCGAAGAGAUUCUGAUUCACUCGAGCUGUCCCCCAAAAACAUGUCCUCGUCCUCACUGAGAGCACCCCUUGACAUUCCCCUCCCUCAACCCGAACCACCACUACUCUCUGCAACUUCUUCAUCGUCCGAAUCGAGGGGCUUUGGAUGGCCACCCGAGUCCACCGCUGCGCCCAGGCCAGAUCCCUUCUACACAGCUACGAGCUUCGCGGAAGAUCCGUUCGGUCGGUCAAGUUCGAGCAGCUCUGGCGACGACUGUGAUCCCCGAGUACCUGUGAUGCGACCACAACCAACACCACUCAACUGGCCUGUCCCAGAUAAGCCACCUCCCCUCGGAUCCAUCAAUCGCAGUUUCUCAUCGUCCAAAGGAGUGAGCGGCUUGUUACAGCCUCGAGCUGCCCGCAACCCGGACCCAUACAGCUCAAUCUCGUCAGAGCUCGUUGACUCAUUGCAAACCGCCAUCCAGACACUGAUAUAUGUCUCUCCUCCACACCUUCUCGACAGCGCCAAGGAGCAGUAUUCGGGCUGCGCAAUCCAGGUCCCAGCUACCUCUGUAUCGGCGCUUCUGACAUCGCUGCGCGGGCUCAACUACUUGUCGGCCAACCUCGUACCCAUCUGCGGGGGACAGGGAGGGCCUGUACGAUUCAUGGAAGAUUUUGACAUUGGCGAGCUGCUGCAGAACGUCGCCGACCAGCUGAGCAGCGAGGCGGCCCAGGCUGAGGUCGAUCUCGUCCUCUUCCAUGGCGACGUGGGCAUGAAGCAUGUUAAUAUGCACGGCGAUCGCAGUGGCAUCGCCUUCGUGUACGGACAUGUCCUUCGCCAGAUCCUCAGCGUUUGCGGGAAAGGUGACACGCUUGAGCUGGGCCUUCAGAUAAUACCACAGUCCGGCGUGGCGCCGCGCGGCUCCGUUCCGAACAUUCACCGGGACUUGGAACGGUACAAAAGACGAAAUUCGAGCCUGACGUCCCUCGACGACCAGCACGGACCAUUCAUGUGUGUCUUUGAGAUUGUGCACAACGUGGCGCAGCACAUGGACUCGAACGCCGCGACACCCAAGGCAGAACUAAACCCCUUCACACGUUUAGCCGAGCAGAAGGAGGCCGCGACACCCAACUUGGACACGCAGUUGACACACCGCUUGCUGCGGCAGGUGAACGCGUGGCUCAAGACCGAUGCGGUGCCUUCGUCGCCCAGCAGCUUUGGCCAGCCUCGGCACGCGUACGAGCUCUACGCUGUGCUCAACAAGGGUGUGCCGAUUGAAGAGCCACCACAACUCACCGCUGAGGAGGAGGGCGGUCGUCAGCCGUUCCCUAACCUCACACUGCCUCCAGAGCCAACGCUGGGCGAGCUGGCAGAGUUCGCUGACACGCUCCGUGGGAAGAAGGUCAACCUCCACGCGAGCUUGGCAAGCGUGUUCGCCAGACAUCUUACCAGCUACCUUACCGCCUGGGGCCUCGAUGUCUCGCACAUACCCAUUGAGGAGGAGCCUCCUCAUGUCCCACCACCGACCGAGAUAUCGUCUCCAAGCUCACGCUUUGUCAUCAUCGACGAGGACGUGUCUGUGCUCAAGCGCGAGCUGGGCAAGUUGAGGCCGGAGAGCACACCAUCGCUGCUCCGGAACAAGUCGACUAGGCGGCCGAACCUCAUACGCAGUUCACGCUCAGCCAUGCUGGUGCGACAGUCGCCCAACACGGUCGUGAUUCAUUUUACCGGCCUGGACAAGUACCACCAGGUGCGCGAUGUGGUAGCAUCGUUGGGCAGCCUGAGCAACCUCGAGGUGAUUGUUGUGCCGAAGCCCGUUGGGCCGCGCCGCUUCCUCACCGCACUCUACACGGCUGUGCGACAGCCUGCGGUAGACCCCUCGUUCUCGCCCAUCGCCACCAGCCCACGGUCGCCUCAGAUUACCUCUGGUAAUCGUACGCCAACGGGCGUUAUGCAAGAGGGGUUCUUCGACGCGGUCGACACGACCUUGAUGCACAGUGAGCCGAGCAUCCUGAAGGCACGGUCCCCGUUGGGCGAGUUCCCACCCGCGCAGCCGCGAGCCAUCUCGAGCGAUCCGAUGCGAUUGUCGACCAGCAACAAUGAUGACCUGGUUACCACUCCAGCCUCAGAGUAUUUCUCGCGGCCGUCCGUGAAUCGUUCGGGGGCGUCUGGAGUCGUUCUUCAGAGCCCUGAGGGCUACCCCAUUGGGAUGUACUUCGAACCGCCAUCCAGCCUGAACCUGGCGAUACUGGGAAAUCGAUCGGACAGUCUACCACGGCGCCCAGCGUCCAGCCGACAAGCGACGGGCGAAACCGACCCCGUCAGCAUGACCCCGCCAAGUGAGUCGCCAAGUAGCAGGAGGUUGUCAGCAGUCUCUGCCGUCAGCGACGUUGUUGAGCAGCCCGAGCACGUGACGCCACCGAGCAACAUGCCGCCACCGCCGGUGCCGCAGAGACGCAAAACACUGCCGACCCCGCCGGAUAUAAAGCCUAUGAUUGUGCAGGGUAGGAAUCGGUCGUCCACCAUAACGCGACGCCAUACGGCGGCGAGCGAGCCGCCACCCGUUAGACCGCUCGCAGGCAUCGCGGAGGCAGCCAAGUCGACAUCAAAGUUGGCCAAGAGCUCGGACGUUGUCAUACCUCCCAUCAAUGUCCUCAUCGUCGAGGACAACCCUAUCAACCAGAACAUUCUGUCCAUGUUCUUCAAGCGUAAGAAGAUCAAGCACCAGACGGCCAAGGAUGGCCAGGAGGCGGUCGAAAAGUGGCGCACCGGGGGGUUCCAUCUUAUCUUGAUGGACAUUCAGCUGCCCGUGAUGGACGGCAUUGAGGCGACUAAGCGGAUCCGCAAGCUGGAGAAGAGCAACAACAUUGGCGUGUUUCCUAGUACGCCGAUGGGUGACAGCUCGCGCCCAGAUGAUCCAGUCGACAUUGGCGUGCCGCCACCCUCGCCCUUCCGCUCGUCUGUCAUCAUCGUCGCGCUCACCGCCUCGUCGCUGCAGACUGACCGAGUGGCUGCGCUUGCAGCCGGAUGCAACGACUUCCUGACCAAGCCUGUGUCGCUCAAAUGGCUCGAGAAGAAGACGGUCGAGUGGGGCUGUAUGCAGGCUCUUAUAGACUUCGACGGCUGGCGAAGGUGGAAGAGCUCAGAGCCGUCUGAGACGAAGCGCGCAUUCCAAACCGGUCCUCAGGCUGCCGCGCGCACCGUCGCAAACCGUCUGCGCUUGGACCCGAGCCGGACGCGCGCUGGCGCCAAGGCCAUCAAGGAUGCCGAGAACCCGAAGCCGAAGCCCGAGGGCAAGGCCAAGUCGCCUGAGCCCGCCAAAUCGCCGGGGGUGAAGUCGCCCGCGAGCAAGCCAGCGCCGCUGGACACCGUCAGACUCAAGGAUGAGGAGAACAAAGACCGGAGCAGGGAGAAGCCCCUGCCCGCGCUGCCGUCCGAGUAACUGUUGCCACACUGUAGUUCUAUUGCAUGCAUCGGGGUCUCUGUCUA